AAUAUGCUAUAAGAGUUGAGGGUAAGAUGGACUUGGAUUCCGUAUCUAAUUAUGAUGAAGUGAGGAGUUCUAUCUUUGAAAAGGCUGAGCUUUUCGAUAAGUUUCUCAAUGGCUCAACCUUAGUGGAAUGCUAUUCAGCUGUUGCUUCUGUUGCCAACCGCUGGCUUGAUCUUCUUGAUGUAUGUCUUCCAAUAGACUUUGCUUCUUAUGCUAUUCUGCUGUCUUCUGUGAUCUUUGUAGAUAAUUUUUUCUUUAUUCCUUUUCCCACAGAAUCAAGGAAAGGAUAUUGCGGACGGUGAGUUGCUCGAUUAUAUAUCUGAAUCAAGUACCAUGAGUAAGUCUCUAGCAGACUACCAAAGUCAUCAUCGACAUUCACAAUAAGUUCAGUCAGAGAAAAUGAGGCUCUCAUGCAAUGAUCCCAAAGUGAAGAAUAGGAAGAAUGUCAAGAAAAAUGACAUUAUUGAGUUUUCAAUGACCUAAAAAUAAUGUAUAGAUAUUUUUUUUAUGAAAUGUGCUUCUUAAUAAGCAAUGAAUAUUGUAUAAUAUAUGUUUGUUUAUUUUUUUAUUAAAGUUAAAUAAUAUAUUUGA
This is a messenger RNA of Humulus lupulus (European hop), 588 nucleotides long. Its product is annotated as DNA polymerase epsilon catalytic subunit A-like. Bases 27 to 299 code for a protein of 90 amino acids. The transcript is spliced from 2 exons. NCBI's taxonomy places the organism in Eukaryota, Viridiplantae, Streptophyta, Magnoliopsida, Rosales, Cannabaceae. Gene Ontology annotation, biological process: DNA replication; base-excision repair, gap-filling; mitotic cell cycle. The record is from RefSeq and is a predicted model, not a curated record. Gene Ontology annotation, molecular function: single-stranded DNA 3'-5' DNA exonuclease activity; DNA-directed DNA polymerase activity; DNA binding. Gene Ontology annotation, cellular component: epsilon DNA polymerase complex.